AUGCUGCGGGGAAUAUUUUUAUUGACUAUUUUUACUUGGAGUUUGGACUCAUAUUGUCCGUUUAAAAAUCUGGAAAUUUCCAGAGCAUUCGUCGAUGACCUCCUCGUCAUCCCAACCGAUGACUAUCUAUCCGUCGAAAAAGAGGAGGCUUCAGAAGUUUGUGAGAUUGAAAUUCACAGCUCUACCGGAGAUUUGCUAUUGGUUUCUAUCACUAAUUUCCUAAUGUUUUCUCAUAGAAGACCCAGAAAUCCAAAUGAUAUUAUCGUGAGGAACAGUGACAUGCAGUUCAUAGUGGAUAGUAAACCGAAGGGCUACCAACUAAUGAAGACACCCAUCUGGUUGAUCAUCCCAAUGAAUUUGAAUUUCCGCUCAAUUCUAUUAUUCUCAAAUCCCAAAGAUUGCUUUUCCUACGACACCCUGAGAUGUCCAGAUUAUAGUCUUUGUUACAACUGCUCCAAAUACUGUUUCUCUACAGAAUUAGAAUGUGACGGGUAUGAUACUUGUGGGGAGGAUGAGUCGAGUUGCACUUUUAUAAAUCCCCGCACCCCUCAUACCUCGUACCGUUACGGGAGAGAUGCGCUCUCGUCAAGUCAGAUUAUGUUAAUCGGAUUUUUUGCACUGAAUGGGUCUUUUAUAGUAUUCUUCCUAAUCCUCUCGCUCUGCUCCGCUGGCCUCUUCUAUCGAUGCCCUUUCUACGCCAAAAAUAGCAAAGCCUCCCGCCACACCUUCAUUCGUUAUCUCCGCGAAGCAAUCCCACCAGCCCUCGCUCCACCAUCACAACCAGAUCAAGGGGAUCAGGGAAAAAAUGAAAACGAGAUUACACUGACUGUACCAUCGACACCUCCAGGACAUACACGUCAUCGUCAUUCGAUUCUGAGCAGAAUCAAUUUUCAGCCGGCGCCCGCGUUGAGUGAGAUUGAGCCGGAAGUCGAGGACCGUGAACAGUCUUCACAAGAGUCAAUUUGUGAGCCACCUGCUCAUCAGCCUGAAGUAUUUCUUCGACGACAGAGCUUACCGUUCGGAUUGAAUGCAGUUCCCCUCUCCACGGAUUCAAUGACAAAGACAGAUGACAAGAAGACUAGAUUCGCAUCUAGAGCCAUGUCAUUUCAACAUUAG
This is a messenger RNA of Caenorhabditis remanei, 1116 nucleotides long. RefSeq lists its product as uncharacterized. The record is from RefSeq and is a predicted model, not a curated record. Bases 1 to 1116 code for a protein of 371 amino acids. The transcript is spliced from 8 exons. NCBI's taxonomy places the organism in Eukaryota, Metazoa, Nematoda, Chromadorea, Rhabditida, Rhabditidae.